AUAUAAAUAUUGCAGUACAGAGUUGAUAGUGACAUAUAGUAAAUAUAAACAUUGUAAGACUAUUUUAAUACCGACGCGUAAACUGACGAUCGUAAGAUAUAUCGUUGUUAUCAAAUCUUAUACACAUGUUAUGCGACAUAACGAGGAAACGUAACGAUAGAAAGUGCAAGCAAAAUUGCAAAACGGAUAACAGUUAAUUGUCAACAUGGCGGAUAGUGAUUUUCUCAUUACAAUUUCAGGUCCCGCUCUAUCAUUAUUGUUUUAUGAAAAUGUUCGUAGCAGUGGGACCCAGAUGGGCUUUUUGCUAGGAGAAACACUUGAAUUUGUUAGGAAAACGGACACAGAUUUAUACAAUCAAGUAGAAACAGUGAAAAUAUACAGUAAUAUUGAGGCUGUUGUAACUUGUCCAUUACCAGAUUCCUUACACAACUCUAUUGGCAAAAUUAAUAAGGAAAAGUUAAGGGACUUUUUACGUGAUAAGAGUAAACAAGUGAUAGGUUGGUUUCACUUCAGAAGAGAUAUAGCAUUGAUACCUACAUUUAGGGACAAAUUAUUGCAUAAAGAAUUCUCGUCAUAUUUUUCCAAUGAAAAUGGUUGCAAAGAAGAAUUUUUUGUUACAUGUUUAUUAAGUUCCUCAACGAGUAGUGAAAAAGGAACAUACAAAUUUAAACAUGUCUUUUUAAGACAAAAAAAAUGGACAUUUGAACCAGUUCCUUUACGAAUAAGUAACUUAGGAAGUAAUUCAUUUGCACAUGAAGGUUCAGAUUAUAAACCUACUCCUACCAAAAAAUCAUCUGAUAUGCCAGAUGUAUUUACUAAGUUUAUAGACUCUUUAAAUUUGGACUUAACCAAGACGUCUGCUGUUGAAUCUGCUAUUACUAUACAAAAAGCAGCUGAAGAGCAUUUGAGUCAAUUAAUACCAGACUUAUGUAAGUCUGAUCUUGAAGUAGCAGAGCUUGAAAGACAAGUUAAGGAAUUCAUGCUUAUCAAAAAGACAAAAGUUAAUGGUAAUUCAAAUAAUGUAACUGAUUCCUAUGAGUCUGAAAAAGAUGAAUUUACGGACGCAAGACAGAAAUCAGGGAAAACAUCUCCAUCCAGAAUUGAACCUUUAGAUGAUACUUGUCAAGAAUCUCGUACAAUAAAGGACCAUUCUACUGCACCUAAUAAAACAAUGACUGCUCAUAAACCGAAGAAUUCAACAACAUGUACUGAACAAAAUGUUGAUCAAGAUAAAUCGAAGAGGUCGACCACAAGUAUAAUGAACAGUCCGAGUCAAGACCCACCGCCUAUAAAUUCAGUUUCAGAAAUAAAAGUUAAUGUCACAGAAAAUGUAUCAAGUAAGAACAGGCGUUUUUCUAAUGUAGAAUCAGAAAUCGUGAAAGAAUCGAUCUGUAGAGGUGAAACGAACGUAAGUGGUUUUGGAAGGGGCAGAGGUAAAUUGCUACAAGACUACAUAGGACUGAAAAAAGCUAGAAGGACUUCAGGCCCAGAAUCAUCUGAGGCAAACAGUGUGCAAAAUACUUCCCUUCAAAUGUCUUACAAUCAGAUUACGAAGAAAAAAGUAGACAGUGUACGUAAAUCGGAUACAACUAAUAAUCAUUAAAUAAAAAUCGUUUCUUUAUUUUUAAUUCACCCCAAAAGCUUUAUAACGCUCUAUUUGUAGAACAAUUUCUACAAAAACAAAUCAACCAAGAUUUUAGAGCGCUUAUGCUACACACAAUGUAAAUAUAUAUUUUAAAAUAUAAAUAUAAUAUGAAUUGAUCAUGUUUGUAUUAUAUGCAGACUGGUCUAUUUCUAGAAAAUCUUAAUCUUACAGAGAUAUAUAAAACGGUAUUGUGUCGUGUUCAUAGUAUCGAAUCUGUGCAUUAUAAAGUGGAGAGGCAUCAUAGACUGAAGUACUGAAUAGUUUUUAAUAUGCGUUUUUCUGGAUGUUCUAUAUUUAAAAAAUGUUCUCAUUCGCAUUACCACUUUUUUGUUCUAUUUUAAUAAUAUAUCUCAAAUAUUUGCAAUGCUCUAUGCUCUUAAAUUAAUUGUGAAAUUGAGAAAAAAGUAUACAGCACAUGUUGUUUUUUUGUACAUUUUUUUAAAUUGUGCCAUUACAUUAAGUAUUUGAUGUACAAAAUAAAUACAAAUA
Messenger RNA from Bombus impatiens (common eastern bumble bee), 2134 nucleotides. Its product is annotated as BRISC complex subunit FAM175B. The transcript has 7 exons. Gene Ontology annotation, molecular function: polyubiquitin modification-dependent protein binding; microtubule binding. Gene Ontology annotation, biological process: mitotic spindle assembly; protein K63-linked deubiquitination; attachment of spindle microtubules to kinetochore. Gene Ontology annotation, cellular component: nucleus. The coding region runs from base 206 to 1603 and encodes 465 amino acids. NCBI's taxonomy places the organism in Eukaryota, Metazoa, Arthropoda, Insecta, Hymenoptera, Apidae. The record is from RefSeq and is a predicted model, not a curated record.